This is a messenger RNA of Vidua chalybeata, 3509 nucleotides long. It is a transcript of the gene PIK3R6, whose product is annotated as phosphoinositide-3-kinase regulatory subunit 6. Gene Ontology annotation, molecular function: 1-phosphatidylinositol-3-kinase regulator activity. NCBI's taxonomy places the organism in Eukaryota, Metazoa, Chordata, Aves, Passeriformes, Viduidae. Gene Ontology annotation, cellular component: phosphatidylinositol 3-kinase complex, class IB. Gene Ontology annotation, biological process: G protein-coupled receptor signaling pathway; positive regulation of MAP kinase activity. The coding region runs from base 482 to 2737 and encodes 751 amino acids. The transcript has 19 exons. The record is from RefSeq and is a predicted model, not a curated record.
GAAGCAGAGUUCCUCGGGCAGGCCGAGCUCACGUCGGUCUUUGCUAAAUUUGGAAGCCGUGGCAGGCGGGCAGCGCCCGCCCCCGCAGCGCCAGGAGGAUGCGGAUGUGGGAAGCCACCGACACCUUCAGCCGCAUUUAGCUGCUGCUUCCUCCGGCAGGAGCCCGAGGGCGGACCGGGCGUCUCCCGAGCUCCGCGGAGCGCGGCGCUCGCCCAGCAGCAGCUCCGGCUCCGGGACUGGCGGUGCCAGCAGCUCCGAGCUGGGGGUUCUGCCCCAAUCCCCUCCUGUGCCCAGCGCUGGGGCUCCCGCGGGCUCCCGGUGCCUUUGUGCUCUCCCAGGCUCAUCCCGAGCCCCAUCUCCAGCCCAGCUGAGCCAAGCGUGUUCCCAUUCCGCGCAGGCACCGUCCCGGCUGCGAGGCCAUGCCCGAGCGCCGUGAGGAGCUCUGCGCUCUUCCCCCGCCAGCUGCAGCCCCAGCCCGGCCAUGGACAGCUCAGAGCUGGAGUCGGACAUCCUGCGGCGGGUGCGGGCGCUGCUGCGGGAGCUGGACGGGCACCACCCCUCCUGCCAGAGCGACCGAGGAAUGCUGCGGUGGACCCUGCACAAGAGAAUCGACCAGAAUCCCAGAACCAGCGGUGUCCUGGCCAGGAUCCUGGUGAAGGAGCUGGAGAGGGCCGAGCGAGGGGACCUGCGGCACUACAUCAUCCCCCUGCUGCACACGCUGAUGUACACCUUGAUCCAGGCUCCCUGCAUCCCUGACGAGCUCUGUGCCAGGGUUUAUGACUUCUGCAAGAGGCUGCUGACCCUGCCCAAGCCCUUCUGCACCAUCGGCCUGGACUACGCCAGCAGGCUGCAGGUGGAGAGGACAGCCCCAGGGACCCUGUACCAAAGGAUGGUCAUUUCCGAGCAGAGCCUGCGCAGCGCCCCCUUCCCCUUCCAGGAGAGGAUUUUCAUCUUUGCUGACCCCGAGCUGCUGCCCGAAGCCAUCUGCAAGGCGCUGGCCACCGACACCGAGGCGGCCCAGGUGUCCCAGAGCCCCCGGGGCUGCAUGAGCUGCGUGGUCACCCACGCCCUGCAGGCGGCCCUGGGCGACACCUGCGACAUCCACGGCCUCAGGGCGCGACUCCAGGCCUUGCCCCCGGGGGACGUGGAGCACUGGUUCCAGCAGGUGGUGGCGGCCGUGGAGGGCGCGGGCAGCGAGGGGGGCUCGGGCCGAGGCCAGCACACGGCGCGGCUGGAGAGGAUCUACCACGGCCUCCUGGGCUCCUUGCCCGCAGGGAAUGCUCCCCAGGAAGGGCUGCAGGGGACCCCUCUGCCCAACCCCAACAUCAGCUUCCACCUGUGGACAGAAGAUGAGCAGCUCUGGAAGGAGCUGGUGCUGUUCCUGCGCCCGCUGUCGCAGAGCUGCGAGCCCGAGGGCCUGGGGCAGGAGCUGGAGCCCGUGGAGAUGCCGGACAUGCUGGCGGGCUGCGGCUGCUGCGGGCAGAGCCGCUUCUCCGUGCUGUCCACCGACAGCGGCAUCGAGCGGGACCUGCCCGCGCAGGAGGAGCCCUGCGCGCCCUGCGCCGCGGCCGCCGAGCGCUCCCGGCUCCACAGGAAGGGCGGCAUCAAGAAAAAGCCGUCCCCGCUGGACAGCGUGGCCUUCCUGCAGGCCGGCAGCGCUGUGCCCGGGGGGAAGCCCCCCGGGAAGAUGCCCAGCAGGGCAGGGAUGCCCCCCGAGCCCGCGGCCCCGCUCCGGAGGCUGCACACCGCCCGCGUGGUGCUGCUGGGGGACGAUCGCAUCCUGGGCCGCCUGGCACAAGCCUUCCACUCCCUCAGGAAGCGGGAAGCCCGCCGAGUGUUCCUGACGCCCAGGCUGGACCUGCAGUUCUACCACAUCCCCGUGGUGCCGGGGCAGGCUCAGCCCUCGGCCGCUGCCGACCACGCUGGCCCCGAGGAGCUGUGCGAGGUGGCCAGGUACCUGGGCAGGGCUGACCCCUGGUACGAGAGCAACAUCAACACCCUGUGCCACAUGAUCCCCAAGCUGGCCACCAUGCCGUCGUCACCGAGCAGGGCCCUGGUGACCGACCUGUUCCUCACCGAUGUCAUCGCCUACUACGCCCGCAUGGGCACCCAGCCCGUCUGCUUCCAGGUGCACUCUGUCAAGGUCCUGUUCCAGGACCCGGCGCAGGACCCAGCUGAGGACGUGUUCCUCACGGAGCUGCUGACCCAGGUGCAGGAGAGCCCCUCGCACAGAGAGCUGAGCACGACCAAGAGGAAAAGCACCCUGGAUGGGCCUGGCAUGGAUCUCACCGUGACCUACAGGAGGGUCGUGCUGAGUGACCGGCACAAGGAGCUGGCCCUGUCCCUGCGCUCCACGGGCCUGCUGAUGAAAGCCAUCCCAGCUGAGGAGGCUGAAGACCUGGGCUGCCUGAGCGUGACCAUCACCGAGAUCAUCAGGACCAGCAACUUGGCAGGCCGCUCGUUCUCAGCUGUGGCAAACAGGUUCAGAACACGGAAUAUCAAGAUCAGGAGCCCAGAGCAGAGACCCUUCACGGUGCGGCUGGACAAGGACGGCAGGAGAACCUACAGGGACGUGAUCGGCCUGGAGGUGUCUCCCUGCCUCGAGCCCAGCUACUGCCUGCAGAAGACGAGGACCACGAAAUUCAGCCCUCAGGAAACAGAAGACGUGGGGCUUGUGAAAUACCUGCCCAAGUCUCUGCUGCUGCCCAUCAACACUUUCGCAGGAGUCAUCCCGUGAAGGAGACGGGAAAAGGUGCUGUGAGUUAUGACGUGGGGUCAGCACAGAGGACGUGGGGAAAGAAAAUGCACUAAAAGCCACCAGUGGUGACUUUAAAUGGUAAUGGUGUGAAGAGCUGCCCCAGCAGAGGUGGACACGCUUGGAGGGCACAGCAGGUGACAGUGUGACAAUGGCCCCAGGCCCCUGCCAAGGGCACGGCCAUGCUGCAGGACUGAGCUUUCACCUUUUGCACAAGUCAGGGAAAGGCUCUGAGCUCCUCCGUUGAGGAGGAGUGAGGAAGGCCCGCGGGAGGAGGCGCUGGCUGUCCUGCGGAGCCGCUGGCAGCAGCAGUGAUUCUUUUGGAGAUGUCUCACAGCCCAGCAGGGGUCAGCUCUUCACCUCACAAGCCAAACGCUGUUAGUGCUCCCGGGUGCCGGACUUGGGCAGCAAACAUCGCGUCCCUGAAGGAAGCUGAGGGAGCUCUCAGGCGUCUCAGGAGACCCCUCACAAGCAGCUGCUCUUGUUGGGAUUGUGCGGGCUUUAAGGGGCGACCAGUGGCUCUGCGCCCCUCUGCCUCUUCGGGGCUUCCCUGUGCGGUUUGCACACACAAAGAAAAGGCUCAGAAAGCCAAAAGGCGUGGAGCUGGGCUGGAGGGUGGGCUGGUGUCCAGAAGUCGUUCUGUACAGCUGUAAAUUGUGUAGAUGGAGGAUAAAUUAUUUGUACAGGUGUCAUGGACGACUUGUACCGGAGGGUGCAAUCCUUUCAGUGCCAAUUGAAAGAACUGAAGCUGCCA